Molecule: messenger RNA, 468 nt
Organism: Vittaforma corneae ATCC 50505
Lineage: Eukaryota; Fungi; Microsporidia; Nosematidae
Exons: 1
Source: RefSeq, a predicted model, not a curated record
GUGGAGGUUAUUCCAGAACUAGAGUUUUAUUUUGAGAAGUUUAUCUAUACCUACGAUCCAAACGUUGUGAUAUUUCCUGAAUAUGACUUUACCCUCUUUAUUAUGUCAUACUUUGUUUCAAAAGGCUCGUUUGAAGGAUCUGACAUUGAAAAAAACGUGAUCGAGUAUUUUGGAGUGUGCAAAACGAACCUAAUAGCGUCGCACUAUGCUCCAUUUGUUGAUCGAUUGAAUAAUCUGGCGACUCCAGAAUUAUACGUAUCAUAUAUGAUCAAAAAGAGCAGAUCUAGAUUUGAAAAUCUAAGAGGCGCAAUUGAGUUUAUAGACGCAUAUAAGCGACUCGUUGCCGAGGAUAUGCAAGAUGUGCUGUUGUCAAAAAUACCAAAUGCCAAGAUGGUAAAAAAAAUCAUUUCUAGUAAGCUAAAGAAGGACAACGAGAGUGUUGAUAGUGAGGAUAUGGACUUGAUAUAA